Molecule: messenger RNA, 396 nt
Organism: Arabis nemorensis
Lineage: Eukaryota; Viridiplantae; Streptophyta; Magnoliopsida; Brassicales; Brassicaceae
Source: the annotation of a GenBank genome assembly
AUGUCUCCGAUCAGGAUCGUCUCGUCGAUCGCACUCCCGAACUCGCCUCGCUUCUUCUCGAUUCCACUCGUCUCGUCGAUCGCACUCUCGAACUCGCCUCGCUUCUUUUCGAUUCCACUAAACGGUGUUUCAGGAAACGAGCUCCGUCCUCCCUCCCGAACUCACACUAUUAAGGUGUUUUCGAUGCUUGAUACGAAAUCUCUAAUGCAAGCUUCGGCUUCUUGUACCAUGUUUAACAAAUGUGCCAUGGAUCGUUUAUGUUACUCACACAUUGACUUGACAACGGCUGCUAAAGAUGCUGAUAAUGGAGUUGUGUGUACUAUGAUACAUCGAGCUGGAAAAGAAUUUAUGCCUACUCAACUCCAAUUUCCGUUGAAAUUGCCGACUCCCAAAUAG